AACUGAUAAAAUACGAUGGGCGGAGUGGCCUCCUGUGGACGAAUCAGAUUCCUCCUCAGCCCCGACUUCAAGAGGUGGGCCACGGGUUCAGGGUCCCAGACACCCAGGAGGCAGCAGCAGCAGCAGCGAGUGUGGUGGGGAAGACUAGAGGCCAGAACCAUGGAAGACCAGCGCGACCUUAUCUCCAACCAUGAGCAGCUGCCCAUUCUGGGCCAGCGCCCUGCAGCCCCGGAGAGCAAGUGCAGCCGAGGAGCCCUGUACACAGGCUUUUCUGUCCUGGUGGCUCUGCUCCUGGCCGGCCAGGCCACCACUGCCUACUUCCUGUACCAGCAGCAGGGCCGGCUGGACAAGCUGACGGUCACCGCACAGAACCUGCAGCUGGAGAACCUGCGCAUGAAGCUUCCCAAGCCUGCCAAGCCUUUGAACAAGUUGCGGGUAGCCACCCCCAUGCUGAUGCAGACGAUGCCCAUGCAAGGCCUGCUCCAGGCGCCCGUGCAGAACGUCACCAAGUAUGGCAACAUGACACAGGACCACGUGAUGCACAUGCUCCUGGAGGGUGACCCUCUGAAGGUGUACCCGCAGCUGAAGGGGAACUUCCCGGAGAACUUGAAACACCUUAAGAACACCAUGGGGACCCUGGAUUGGAAGGUCUUCGAGAACUGGAUGUAUCAGUGGCUCUUGUUUGAAAUGAGCAAGAACUCCCUGGAGAAGCACCCCGCCGACAUUCCACUGAAAGUACUGACCAAGUGCCAGGAAGAGGUCAGCCGCAUUCCCGCCGUCCACCCUGGCACGUUCAGGCCCCAGUGCGACGAGAACGGCAACUAUAAGCCGCUCCAGUGCUAUGGGAGCACCGGCUACUGCUGGUGCGUCUUCCCCAACGGCACCGAGGUCCCCCACACCAGGAGCCACGGGCACCGUAACUGCAGUGAGUCAGUGGACAUUGAAGACCUGUCAUCUGGGCUGGGCAUGACCAAGCCGGACCUGGGCCAAGUGGUCAUGUGAACAGCAGACACAGACGCCAGCACACAACCAGCCCUGCAUGGCCACUGCUUCCCUGCUCCCCUCUCUCCUCCCACCCUAGCCCCUCUCCCCUCCCUUACACACCGCUCCCCUGCUCACCAGCCCCCCUUCUGCGCCUCCUUCCAUGACACCCUGGCACCUGGCUCUCCAUCGUCCUUGGACACGCGUCCUGUCAGAGCAGCACAGAUUUAACGAUGCUGUCCAACCCCCAUAUAUCAGCAGGGAUGCACGGCCCACGAAGGUGAACCAAGAGCUAGGCUGACCCCCAGUUCAGCCUCCAACAUGGAGCCCCAAGAUCCAGGCCCAUGGACGAAGUGGGAAGGUGCAGGGAGAGGGCACGAUGCUUCCCUACACCCAACAUGUUUGCUGUCGCUCUCUUUCGGCCUUGGCUUUGUAGCCUAUUUAACUAGGGGGGAUGAGCCACUCUUUCCCUCUAGCGACACUCACCCAGGAAGAACCAGCCUCUCCAAAACCCCACCUCCCUUUCUGCCAACCCCCAGUUCCCUGUGUGCAGUCAAGCUUGUCAUUAGCCCCCAGGGCUGAGGCUCUGAGAAUAAAACAUAGUAAGUAGACCA
This is a messenger RNA of Acinonyx jubatus (cheetah), 1595 nucleotides long. It is a transcript of the gene CD74, whose product is annotated as CD74 molecule. NCBI's taxonomy places the organism in Eukaryota, Metazoa, Chordata, Mammalia, Carnivora, Felidae. Gene Ontology annotation, biological process: intracellular protein transport; positive regulation of kinase activity; positive regulation of peptidyl-tyrosine phosphorylation. The record is from RefSeq and is a predicted model, not a curated record. Gene Ontology annotation, cellular component: cell surface; cytoplasm; membrane. Gene Ontology annotation, molecular function: MHC class II protein binding; macrophage migration inhibitory factor binding; cytokine receptor activity.